GCCUCAGUCGGUCUGACUGCUGAGAAAUCAGAUCCUGAAGUUGCGUUGUGUGAAUGGACUGGAGGGGAUGUGGUCGAUUUAAAACCAAAUGUUCUCACACGAUAUUUCUCUAAACCUUUACCAACCGGACGGUGGGCUGCUUCAUUAGCUGUAGCGAGGUGGACGAGGUAACUCUGCUGACGACUUUACACUUUUUUGGAGGCCUGAGGGGAAAAAACACACAAGCUAGCGAUAAGUAACGUUAGCCACCAUGUCGUGGGAAGAAAUGCCUUGUUUUCUGGCCUCGCCUCUGCGCUCGGCUCUACCCCGUUCUUCUGCUCUCUGAUCCCACUGGACAAAACAAACAGAGGUAACUUUCGCACUCAGCUGUCAAUGCAGCUAACAGCUAGCCUUAUAAAUUAGUCAACACCAACGGUAUUACUCUAGCUUAACGUUACUAGCUUGCGAGCCAUGGCGGACAGCUUUGGAGAGCCGUCCAGCGGCGGUGCCCUUGGCUUAGGCGUUACCGGACAGGGCAGCGGGGCUCCGCUGCUGCCGACUUUGGGCAACUCUCUCCCAGGAGGACACUCGGCAGCCAGCGGUGCUCACUCCAGCGCUAACCCGGCCUCCCCUCCUCCUGCCGCGGCCGCGCAGAGUGGCCUAACCGCUGUGGUGGCCCCUAUGUCCGCUGUCACUGCUACCACAGCCGGUUUUGGGAACACAUUCAGCCCCGGCUCCGUGCCACCCGUCGUGGCCGUGUCUCCGACGGUACACGCUUCCUCGGCUCUACCCGGUGUCGGGCUAGGGGUUGCCGGGGUGGCAGGAGCGGGCCUCCUGUCCCAAAUCCACGCCACUUCGUGGGACCCGACCCUCAGUACGGACUGGGACAAUGAAAAGGCUUCCCAGCAGUGCAUCCUGAGGAUAAAGAGGGAUAUCAUGUCCAUCUACAAGGAACCUCCACCAGGGAUGUUUGUCGUCCCUGAUCCUCAAGACAUGACCAAGAUACAUGCCCUGAUCACAGGGCCGUUCGACACACCAUACGAGGGCGGCUUCUUCCUUUUCUUGUUCCGCUGCCCCCCAGACUACCCUAUCCACCCACCGCGGGUCAAGCUCAUCACCACCGGACACAACACUGUCCGCUUCAACCCGAACUUUUACCGCAAUGGCAAGGUCUGCCUCAGCAUCCUGGGGCUCACUUGUUCAUUUUUCGGUCCCUCUACCCAGGACCCAUUUGGCGAGAAGCGCGGCCGUUUCGACUACCAGGGCCUACUGGCUCGCCUCAGCGCCACCCACAGGCGAAUACGCGAGAAAAGCCUGGCGGAGGACGACCACAAUGACGACGAUUCGGACUCAGACACCAGCUCCUCUGGGACGGACCCCGACAGCCAGGGCAGCUCCCAGCCCUGACUCCCUGGACGGUGCUGGACUCAAAGCCAGGCCAAGAACUAAAGACAAAGGGACCUUUUUUUGUUUUGUUUGCAGUGGAGGAACAAAAUCACAGAAGAGAAUGCAAACCCCUAUGUUUAAGGCUUUAGUGAGUCCAGGGUUCAGAAUUGGAAUCAAGCUUGUGUUGUACGGACGUUGCAGAGAGAGAAGAAAUGGUAGUGCUCUCUUUACAAUGAAAAAUAAACACCAUCCAUUAGUCAAAUGCUGGCAAAUUUGGCCUGGAAAGGUGUAUUUGUGCUACUUUUGUAGCAAAGCAGCUGUCAUAUUGAUGCUGUCAGUUUGAUUCUAAAACUCAAGUUGGCUGCCCAAAUGCCUGAUAGAUUUUGAGAUUAACCAUCGUCACUUGUGGAUUUAGAAGGUUAGUUUCAUGGCUCAAACCUUUAAAAAUGCGCUGUAGGAAUGGACGAAAAACCCACAAGCCCAAACAGAAAUCCAGUCAGGCUUAGAAGUAGAGGCAGGUUUGGGCCAAACGAAGGGACCUUCGUUACUGGGGAAAGUCAGGGUCAAUGGCCUGAGUUGGCUGGAGCAGUGGGAGGUGAUCAUCAAAGUGUCCCUGUUGUCUUUAAAUUCAAGAGGGGAGGAAGGAAGGACAGACCUUUAACAAUGGAAGGUAGUUUGAGAAGGUGACUAUUCAGCGAGGCUUUGCAAGUCACGUGCCUUUUCUCCUCUGGCCAGGGUGAGACCAAGCCACAGCUCUUUCAGACUGGACCUCAUCAGCCUCUUCAACCAGGCCACAUGAAACCAUCAGCAGCUCGCGAUUCUGAAUAUGAUGACUCCUGUGUAUUAUACAAAAAAAGUCCUGCUUAGCUUUCAGUUCUAAUAGUGCUGUUGAAAUCUGUUUACCAGACAAGAAGCCGUUAAUGUCAGUUUCAUUGACGUCCACCUUUAUACCCUUCGUUAUGCUGUUUUCUCAUUGUUGUGCUAAAACUAAUGCUAAUUUGCAGUGUGUAGGGUGUAUUGUUUAUUUGGAAACCCUGCCAUUCUUUGGGUGGAUGGCUCUUGUGAUGAACCGGUCAAGACACAAAUCAAACUAUCCUGCGCUUUAGCUAGACCGACCCGGGCUCGAGGGAAACUGAUGGAGGUGAAAGCGAUAGGAAGUUCGCAUGUGUUCACACUGCCAGUAACUCGGUUGUUCUGUUCUGUCUGAAGCCAGGGAGGCCAGACCAAAGGCAGCAAACCCUUUUUGCUGCCUUUGGCUUUUUAAUACUGAUGGAAUUUGUUAAAAAAGAAUAGAUAAACUCUGUACUCAACCAAUAUUCAUUUGUCACUUUUCACCACUGGAUACCAACAGAUUUGGGUUGUUAGGGAAACAUAUCUAGGGGAAGUAAGGCAGUGAAGAGAUCUGAUUAUCAAGCAAUUCUCAGCUAACAGUUUGUUAAUCACCCGUCAACGGCACAGGAAAUGAACAGACUUGUUGACGGCUUUGCUCGCAGUGUGAACGCAGUGAGGGGAUUUCUCUAGGUAAAGAAGAGAAGGGAACAGAGUUUGUCUGGUUUUGUGAGCAAAGGAAACACUCCAAAAGCACAGACUGCUGAAGCCUCAUCUAAGCUUCAGGUUAACUUUGCAAUAUAUUUUUGCACUAAAUGUUAGGAAGGGAUCUCUUUACAGCCAGUAUGCAGAGGAGGAGUGAUUAUACUGAGGACCAGUAACUCUUCCAGUGUACCUACAGGAUAUGAGUGUUGUGUAUUGAGAUAGAGUUAAAUAAAUCGGAACCUGUCCCAUAAGGAGUUUUAUAUUUAGCAAAAUACAUUUGCUUAGCUUAGCUUAGUUUAGCUUAAGGACUGGAAACAGGAAAACAACUAGCCUGUUUCUAUCUGAAGGUAACAAAAUCCACCUUCUGAAACUCACUAAUUAACAUUUUAUAUUUAUAUAAUAUAUAAUUUGUUAUAUUUGUUUCAUCUCUACAAAGUCAAGAAGAUGAUUCAGCAUUUUAUGGGGGGUUAUGCCUCAAGAAAUAGUUCAGUACAUAACCCCCCAUAAAACCAUAAACUGUUUCUACACUUUACACAGCAUUAGAGGUGCUACUGGGUGGAUUGUGUUACCUUUGGACUGAGCUAGGCUAUCUCCUGUUUCCCGUCUUUGUGCUGAGCUAAGCUAACUAGCUCAUGGCCGUAGCUUCAUAUUUAACAGAUGUGAGAGUGGUAUCAAUCUUCACAAAAUGCUAUCUACCAGAAAGCGAAGAAGUGUAUUUCCCAAAAUGUUGAACUGCUCCUUUAAGUCCAUAUACAAGCUCUUAAACUUGAUACCCCCCUUCUUAUAGUCUUUUCUAGGAUCUUUCCACCAUGGUGAGACAAGCGGUCUGUCAGGCUUAUUGUAUUUCCUUUCUGCCUUCCAUUGUCCUCCAGUGUCUGCCUUUAGCUCUCUGCAGCCACGUUGAUUCCUCUGCUGUCGGUGUUUUGUCAAUCCCUGGUCCAUUGGCAGGGGGUUAGGUCGCUAAAGAUUCAAAUGGGAUCACAAAUAUAGGGCAUUCCUUUUUAUUUGUUUUAUUAUGUUAUAGAAUGGUUAUAUGAGAAGCAGCUCCUAGCAGAAUAUAUGUGAUUGCCAAAAUGUUGAUUGCAACACGCUUCCUCAAGUGGAAGUGAAGAGAUCAUAUCCCUGUUUGGUUGUGUUGUGUUGUGCUUAAAGCAGGGUUCUUCUGUGGCUCUAUAAAGCCUGGAUUACUGACAGAAGUAAGAUUAUUUCCAGGUCUUGAAAAAUGUUGGUAUUGUACAGAAGUUCUGGAAAUGCAGAAUAAAAUGUUAUUCAGUCCUGAUAAA
Messenger RNA from Morone saxatilis (striped sea-bass), 4181 nucleotides. It is a transcript of the gene ube2z, whose product is annotated as ubiquitin-conjugating enzyme E2Z. The transcript is spliced from 4 exons. NCBI's taxonomy places the organism in Eukaryota, Metazoa, Chordata, Actinopteri, Moronidae. Gene Ontology annotation, biological process: negative regulation of apoptotic process. Gene Ontology annotation, molecular function: cysteine-type endopeptidase inhibitor activity; ubiquitin conjugating enzyme activity. The record is from RefSeq and is a predicted model, not a curated record. Gene Ontology annotation, cellular component: nucleus. The coding region runs from base 451 to 1386 and encodes 311 amino acids.